AUAAAUAAAACCAACUGAUAGUUGGCAACGCGGCUCAAUCAGCUGUUGAAUUUUGGGUUAUGUUUCGUUUUUAUUGUUAUCGUAAUUUUAAAAGCCGCACAACAUGCUCAGAAGUUUACGGCAAAUAGCUAGACUACGGAAACUGGCGACAGUUCCGGCCUGCAAUAUACAGCACACAAUUGCCGUACCAUGCAGCGUAUCAACAAAUAUUCGGGCUCAACUACACACCAGCAGCAUCGUAAAUAAAUACGACAAGAAAUCCUCUGGUCGGAGAGAAGACAUUGACAGCGACGAUGAGGCAGAUGAAGAUUUUAAGGAUGAUCGUGACUCAAAGGUGGUGAAGACCAAAGUUAACUCGCUUCGCGCCGACUUGCUGCUAAAGUCUGGACUUGGCAUGGCCAGAAACAAAGUGGAGCUUAACUUCUACGAGAGCAAAAUCCGUGUUAAUGGACAAAAACUACAGAAAAAGAGCGUGCAGCUUGAAGUCGGCGACGAAAUUGAUGUAGUACGCGGCUUCAGUCAGUCUAAUCCCUCCCAUUUGGUUAUCGCACGUGUCGUAAUAUUAUCUGCCGCGGAACGGGAGGAGGGACUCAGUGUACAUCUGCGACGCUACAAAUCACUGCUCAUUGAGAACUACAGAGGCCCCAAUGCUUUCAAGUCAUCGGAGCCAAUCGUACACUAGCAAGAGAGUAAAUAAAUCGAAUUAAACGUUGAUAUGAAUAAGCACGCAUUCUCUUAA
Messenger RNA from Drosophila innubila, 739 nucleotides. Its product is annotated as mitochondrial transcription rescue factor 1. The coding region runs from base 104 to 682 and encodes 192 amino acids. The record is from RefSeq and is a predicted model, not a curated record. The transcript is spliced from 3 exons. Lineage: Eukaryota; Metazoa; Arthropoda; Insecta; Diptera; Drosophilidae.